This is a messenger RNA of Phytophthora nicotianae INRA-310, 1324 nucleotides long. RefSeq lists its product as hypothetical. Lineage: Eukaryota; Oomycota; Peronosporomycetes; Peronosporales; Peronosporaceae. The coding region runs from base 26 to 1084 and encodes 352 amino acids. The record is from RefSeq and is a predicted model, not a curated record. The transcript is spliced from 3 exons. Gene Ontology annotation, biological process: adenylate cyclase-activating G protein-coupled receptor signaling pathway; cell surface receptor signaling pathway. Gene Ontology annotation, molecular function: G protein-coupled receptor activity. Gene Ontology annotation, cellular component: plasma membrane.
AAUAGAUCACUUAGCUUUGAUCGGCAUGGAGCUUGUGCAGGAAGUGCUGCUACUGGUGGCGUCGUGCGUGUCUUGUACAGGGUGUGGCUUCUUGCUGGCGACAUGGAAGCGUGUGGAAGCUCCAAACUAUGUUAGUCGCCGCAUAGUAACAUCGCUGGGUCUUGCGGGGCUCGUCACUGCCUUCGCUUUCUCCAUGUCGCUGAUAGUAAACGGGCUGGGACAGAACUACCGACAGCAUGAGGGACUGUGCUAUGCGCAGGCGUUGAUGCUACAGUACUUCUACCUGGCGUCGUACUUCUGGACAGCCUGCUUUGCCUUCCAUCUCUACCAGAUCAUCGUCAAGCGGAACGAAUACCCGGAGGAGUUUUUGUGGGUGUAUCGCGGCGUUGGAUGGGGGCUGCCGGGACUUUUACUGGCUUAUCUCGUACUUCGCCAGCUUACAGGACACCUCGGGGUCGGCGGAGCUGACCGAAGGUGGUGCUGGAUAGCAGUGCACUCUACACAGGAAGAGGCAGGAGAAAACCCGCUCGUUUGGCGACGGGAAGGUGCGGUGCAACAGCUCUUACUGUUCUACACACCAGUCCUCUGCGUGUUCAUCUUCAUCGUUGGCGUCUACCACUCUAUUCUCAAGUUUCUGCACAUGGACCCUAUGGCAUCACGUUUCCGAGAGAAGGUGAAGCUUUAUCUGGGCAUCUUCUUCCUGUGCUCGGUGUGGGGAAUCAUCAACCGGUUGGUGCAAUUCUUCCGCGCUGACCACACACCGAACGAGUUCCUCAGUGUAAUGGAAAGUAUCUGCGAUCCACUGCAACCACUGCUGAAUGCUGUAGCGUACGGUACGAACAAGCAGUCGCUGGAAGCCUACAAAGAGCGAUUUUGUCCAGGUUGGAUCUACUCCUCGCUUCCAUCGUCUGACGACGAAGAGUCCUCAGGUAUCGACGACUCGCCUUUGCUUCCUCAUGUUACCAGUGCAGCAGAAAACCCUCCGUUGGAUCCUCUUGACCGCGAAUUCGGCCACUACUUUGAUAGACGCGCACCUCGUAGUAAAUCAUUCCGUCAACAACGAACGAGGAGUAUCAGCCGAUGAAGACGUGGUUAAUACCGCAUAGAUACACCAACACUAGUGCUAAAUUAUAUGCAGCUGAUUAAUGGAUGACAGUACAGCUGAAAUGCCUUUCACGAACAAGGUUAACACAACAAAACUAGUGCAUUCGAAAUGCUAUGGUAGCGUACUUAAACGCGGCUUAUAAAAGGAUGGCAGCAGAGCAAAUCGCCUUCCAACCUAACUGUUAUCCAACGCUUCACUGGCUUAUCCGUCGAUCCGGGC